GUUUCUAACCACACAGACGGGCCUGAGUGAGGACAAACCGUACCUGGACCCCUGUAUGCCGGUCGAUCUGUCAGACACAGUUGUGAGAGACAACCGCACGUUGUACCUGAGGGGUCAGGGUGACUGGGCUCGGUGUCAGGAGGCCGUGCGACCCUUCCUGGGUCUCCAUAACGGCACCAUGUCACCAGGGGGCGUCUAUCAGGCUCCCAUCAACUUCAGCAACAGCGAGUUUUACGGCUUCUCGGAGUUCUUUUACUGUACGGAGGACGUGCUGAGGCUGGCAGGACACUAUGACAGCGAGAAGUACUCCAGAGCCGCGAAGGAAUACUGCUCCACCAAGUGGUCGAUACUGAAACAGCGUCUGGACAACAAGCUCUUCUCUCCACAGGCUGACAUAAGCAGACUCAGGUAUCAGUGCUUUAAGUCGGCCUGGAUGUACGAGGUGUUGCACUCCGGCUUCCGUUUCCCCACCGACUACCCGAGUCUGAAAACAGCCCAGCUGGUUUAUGACAAGGAGGUGCAGUGGACUCUGGGAGCCAUCCUGUUCAGAACCCGCUUCCUGCCUCUCAGGGACCUGCAGCAGGAAACGUUGCGGCAGAACCACUCCAGCUGGUUGCGCUCCUCCUUUGUGUACAACCACCACCUGUUCUCGCUCUGCAUCCUGGUGGUGGUACUGGCCAUCCUGCUCUACAUCCUGCGCCUGCGGAGGAUCCACCAGCGGGAGCAGCGGCAGGCCGAGGCCCUGAACCUCCUCUGGGUUGAAGAGGGAGAGGCUCUCCUCCCCUGAGAAAUACAUGUGUGUUGCGGAGCUUCCAGACUGGUAACCUGCAGGGUCUUGUCCAAACCACUAAAACUAAAGAAUGCCAGUACGGAGGACAGAUAAUAGGAACCUGGAAAUUAGUCACCCGCUAAGGGUGUGACUGGGUUAAUGAGGGUAUAUGGGAAGACCCAAGUUUUUACUGCGUGGAAAAACAUCACAGUACAGAGACAGUUUAAUGAGCCUGGAAAUCAAACUGCUCUGUAUAUUCUUGAUUGUGCAGCUUUAAACACAGAGCUCAUCCCCAAUCGGACAGAUGUUCUCUGUGUUUACUUUCUUCUCUUUAAGACCAUUUUGGAAGAAAAGAAUCGACUUGGCAAUUCUCCGAAGAUUCAGUGGAUUGAUAACUGCUGAGUGAGACAGACAGGUGGUAAAACUCCCCGGCAGAGGAGCUUUAACACAGGAAUAUGGAUUUGUUGAAGACCAUUCAACAUUCAUAUGGGAGAGGCUGCCUGAAGGAAAUGCAACUCAUCCCUAAGUGAGCCUGUUAGGAUUCGUUUCUUUCCAUGAAGAAAUAAUUAUGUGGUAGGAAGGUGAUUGCAACACCUGCUAGCAGCGGACGGUCGGUCUGUCCGCAGUGAAACUAUCUCCACCAAUCCAAUGGCUAAAGAGUCUGGCAUCGACAUUCAUCUUCACUUAAUGCUUAAUGGGGCACCACCAAAGUUACAUUUUAAUUCAUGACAUGGAUACCUCCAAAACAUAUCUAUCUUCCUAUAGCUGUACUUUAGACAGUCCUUCCAGGAUUUUGUUUUGCUUUAUUGGUUUUAUUUUUGCAGAACCGUUGAGCCUUCGUUUUUAGGAUAAUUCGUUUAAAAAUUUAAGGCAGCUUGUUCCAGUGAGAAUAAAAUCACCAGUAGUGUGGUGACAUACGGCUCAAUGAAACAAAGAAAUACAGAGCACAAAGUUUAGCUAAGCCUUUAUGUAAAAGUUUAGGCUAAUAGAUCGUAUCGGAUUACACUUCUUUUCCCUUCGUUAUCCAGUCCGGACAGAUACCAGUACCAAUGUUACAGUUGGCUCAACUGUAACAGGAUACUAGUUUUACUCGUAUAGGAGUUCAAUGAAGUCUAACUUAGACUGAAGAAAGCGGAGCAAUAUCUGACAAUGUGGAGCUGAUUUUGACAAGUCUGAAAUGUCCCAAAAUGGCCACUGUACCUUUCAUACACUUCAUAUUGUCUGUAUAAUUUCCUAAACAUCUUUCUUUUGGUGCUCCAGAGUUGUCUACAUCUGUUCCUUUCCUUCAACAUGUACAUAUGAUCUUUGAGUAUCUUCAUCUGACAUCAACCUGACAUUCCCACCUGCGUACAGAGAGAGCAAAGGUAAAGACGCUGUCACUUCGCUGGGAGCUGAUUUUUAUUUAACCUGAAAUCUCAAAAUCCUUCUUUUACCACUACUAGCAGUGGAAACGUUCACACAGCAAAAGUGAUUUAGCAUUGCACUUCAGUGUGCGGUGAUAUCAUCACGAGUGCAGCAUUGCUUUUCUGCCAUCAAAGAUAUUGUUUCAUCUACACCUCUGUACGUCCCGAUGGGAUCAUUUCCUCGAAAGCAAUCCUGCAGAGCGAUGAUGUCAGCUGCCGAGCUCAGGCCUCAGAUUGUGCUUUGAUACUUGAAUGCCACUGUUGUCCUGCCCAGACCCCCGCCAAGCACAGAUUUCUAUCAGAGGAAAGACGGAGCCAGGAGGCAUUUUAGCCUGAAACAAGCGGAGAGAUCUGCUCAGUGUUUGGAUGAAGGCGCUGAAAGCAGACGAAGACCCCGGAGGCCUGAUUAAAGCAGAUGCCGUCUGAUUUCUGAACGCAAUAACUCCAUGAAAGGGAAGAAACUUGUCUCUUGCCAAUGACCAAAAUGGAGGCUGGGCCGUGGCAAGAAGUACAGAAAAGAUCUAUGGUUUUCAAAAUGAACUACUUUAAAGCCAUUUCUGAGGAAAAAAGCCUUACCCUGAGAGAAGGGGUCUAUUUUAUUCAGUUUUUAUGUCUACUGUAUUUCAUAGCUGUAAAUGAAGCCACUGCUUUCUAGCUGUUGUUUUUUUGUGACUCGUGGCAUUAUGUGCUGACAGACUGAUGCACCAAACCAUGACGAUGCAAAUAUGUGUCUGAGCAGCACCUGGUGAAACUUCCUGAGAAGUUACAUAAUGUGUCGAUCCCACAGUGGGAGAUUUUAUAUAUCUGCAUUUAAUUUGUAAUUAAUUGUACUGAUUUCAGUCAGAUGUGUGGGACGUCAAACUAAAUGAUCAUCAGACCAUGGUUUUUAAAAAAAAAAAGCUGUUUUGUAACCUGUGGUGCUGAUGUUGUAAAAAAAAAAAGAAAAGAAAAAAGAGAGAUGGAAACUGUCUGGGAACGAGACAACUUCUGUACUGUGUGUUUGUAACCUUCGUCUCCUCAUCUGUACUUCAAAAACACUUUUCCACUUGUGAAUCCUGGACCAGCUGUGUGAGUUUCUGAUGCAGAGGCUAAAAGUCUGAACGCUGACAGUGAUUUCUGUUUUAUUUCCUCAUCUACCUUCCACUGUAAGGUAACUGUGGACCUCUUUCUGAUUCAUUCUGUCGCUCUGUUUUGACUCCUGACACGGGACCAGCAGUUGGGUCCGUCUUUCCAGCGCUGGGCAUUGUGCAAUGUUGAACAGUAAUUCACUGAAGGGGAAACUUGACUUUGAUGUUUUUAAUUAAGGUACCUUUUAACAUCAAUGUGAAUAGAAACAAUUCCAGUCCAAUAAAGGAUCAUUUUUAAUUAAAUCAGUUUUGUGUGUAGUCUGUCAGGAUUUAGGGGCGGUUAAGCCUUCAGCACUGUCUUGCAGGCAAUCUCAACCUUUAUGCCCCCAUCAAUCAACGUUCACAGAGGUCAGAAAUGAUGGAACCCUUCGGUCUUGUGGUGAAAAGAGGAAUGUCACCUUUGAGAAAACAAUCUCACCACAAGAUCCAUUUAGUGGCUUCUCAGUGACUUUUUCCUGAGCACUCAUGAUGGAAAAGCUCCAGACAACUGGGAUAUGAUCAAAAGCUCUACAACAGCUACUAGAUGGAACUUGUGAAAUUGUUUUCUUAACUGCUUUUCCAGGAUCAAGUCUGUAUGAAUCUCAAUAAUGUACUUGUUUUAGAGUUGUUGUUUAGGAGUUUAGACGUUUGAGACAUUUACAUCCACUGGAUGUUUGGAGGGUGUGAACUUGAACUUUCACUUUGGAUUUUCUGUCACUUUUUGUGAGUAUAACAGUAAAAUUAUGAACGCCUUCUAGAAAGGGUGUUCCUUCAGCCCCAUUUGUAUAUUUUAUUGCAUCUUUCCUCCCUGUGACGGCAGGCAGCUAUAAACUCCUCCGCAGUUCCAAUGAAAACUGUCCAUGAUGGGAUUUGUGGAUUAAACAGAUAUUUCAAAAUGUGGGCCAAAUAAAACAAAACCAAUCUGCAUAGU
Messenger RNA from Morone saxatilis (striped sea-bass), 4209 nucleotides. Its product is annotated as ectonucleoside triphosphate diphosphohydrolase 7-like. Gene Ontology annotation, molecular function: nucleoside diphosphate phosphatase activity. NCBI's taxonomy places the organism in Eukaryota, Metazoa, Chordata, Actinopteri, Moronidae. Gene Ontology annotation, biological process: nucleoside diphosphate catabolic process. Gene Ontology annotation, cellular component: membrane. The record is from RefSeq and is a predicted model, not a curated record.